Cololabis saira (Pacific saury) is the source of this 730-nucleotide messenger RNA. Its product is annotated as gamma-crystallin M3-like. Gene Ontology annotation, molecular function: structural constituent of eye lens. The transcript has 3 exons. Lineage: Eukaryota; Metazoa; Chordata; Actinopteri; Beloniformes; Belonidae. Gene Ontology annotation, biological process: lens development in camera-type eye; visual perception. Bases 50 to 577 code for a protein of 175 amino acids. The record is from RefSeq and is a predicted model, not a curated record.
GUAUCAGUUCAAAGGCUGUUCUCACCACACCUGAAAAACCACCUCAACCAUGGGCAAGAUCAUCUUCUACGAGGACAGGAACUUCCAGGGUCGCUCCUAUGAGUGCAUGAGCGACUGCUCCGACAUGUCCUCCUACCUGAGCAGGUGCAACUCCUGCAGGGUGGAGAGUGGCUGCUUCAUGGUCUACGACCGUCCCAGCUUCAUGGGAAACCAGUACUUCAUGAGGAGGGGCGAGUACUCCGAUUACAUGAGCAUGCUUGGGAUGAGCGGCGGCAUCAGGUCUUGCCGCAAUAUCCCCAUGCACAGAGGCCAGUUCAGGAUGAAGAUCUUCGAGAGGGAGAACUUCCAGGGACAGAGUCAUGAGCUGAUGGACGACUGCGACAACAUCAUGGAGCGUUACCGCAUGAACGACUGCAUGUCCUCCCAAGUGAUGGACGGCCACUGGCUUUUGCAUGAGCAGCCCAACUUCAGAGGCAGGAUGAUGUACCUGAGGCCCGGAGAGCACAGGAGCUUCAGGGAGAUGGGAAUGGGAAACAUGAGGUUCAUGAGCAUGAAGCGCAUCAUGGACAUGUGUUAAAUGUACAUUUUGGCAUCGAUAAAUGAUAUAACUUUCUAAAUAAUGGUCUUUUGUUAUUCCCCUUUAUUUCCUUGACCUUUUUAGAAAAGCUCUUUUAUACUCAAGACAAACACAUUUAACAGAAGGUUUAAUAAAAUAUAUGUAAAAUUGAAA